Molecule: messenger RNA, 1160 nt
Organism: Linum tenue
Lineage: Eukaryota; Viridiplantae; Streptophyta; Magnoliopsida; Malpighiales; Linaceae
Source: the annotation of a GenBank genome assembly
AUCUCAUAUACGAUAUACCCAGCAGUAAGGAGGAGCAAGAUAAGAGUUUAUUUCCACAAUGGCUCAAACAACCAAAAACCCAGUGGUUCUGCAGCAGAGGGUCGUAAUCCCAAACAAGCACGGAGAGAAACUGGUGGGAGUGCUGCACGAUUCUGGAUCCAAGGAAAUCGUGGUCCUCUGCCAUGGCUUCCAAUGUUCAAAGGCAUUUGGAUUCAUACUUUCGGACCUCCAGGAUCAUAGAGCCAUGGUAAAUCUUGCUACAACAUUGGAGAAGGAAGGAAUCACAGCCUUCCGUUUUGACUUUUCUGGUAAUGGUGAAAGUGAAGGCUCGUUUGCUUUUGGUAACUACAAGAAGGAAGUUGAUGACUUGCGCUCUGUAGUUGAACACUUCGCUGCUGAAAACCGAGUUGUCACUGUGAUGCUUGGGCAUAGCAGAGGAGGUGGUGUGGUGCUUCUAUAUGCAUCAAAGUUCUACAGCAUAAGAGCAGUCGUAAAUACUUCAGGCCGGUAUGACCUGAAAUCGGGCAUUAAGGAGCGUCUUGGGGAAGACUUUCUCGAAAGAAUCAAGCGAGAAGGAUUCAUCGAUGUGAAGAAUCGAGCAGGAGAGGUCAAGUUUCGGGUCACUGAAGCAGAUUUGAUGGAUCGAAUGAACAUUAAUAUGCAUAAAGCGUGCCAGCAGAUUGACAAAGAUUGCAGAGUGCUGACCAUCCAUGGAUCUGCAGACGAGGUUAUCCCGGUUGGAGAUGCGUACAAGUUUGCGAAGAUCAUACCAAACCACGAGUUGCACAUCGUGGAAGGGGCUGAUCAUGGAUACAAGUUGCAUCAAGCUGAGCUAGCAUCUGCUGUUUUGCAGUUCGUCAAGUCAAUACUCACUCAGGACAAUGGUGCCGGUACCUAGCUAAGCUACCCACCUCCAUUCGGGGAUGCUCGAAGCCUGCAUAGGCAACAGUUAUGGGCUAUUUGCUGAUAUUGGUUGGUAGGCCUUUGUUUGCUUAAUUUGGGCUCCAUUGUUGGGUUUAUCAACUUUAUCUUUGGCCUUAAAUGUUCACAACUAUAUCGUGGGCACCGGACCGUGCCGCCCACGGGCUAGCACGGCAUGAGCACAAAAUAAAUGGGCCAGUCCGGCACGAGCACGAAUAAUUUUCGUCCUUUUCAUUAAA